This is a messenger RNA of Myzus persicae (green peach aphid), 1564 nucleotides long. RefSeq names its product cytochrome b561-like. Lineage: Eukaryota; Metazoa; Arthropoda; Insecta; Hemiptera; Aphididae. The record is from RefSeq and is a predicted model, not a curated record. Gene Ontology annotation, molecular function: oxidoreductase activity. The coding region runs from base 274 to 990 and encodes 238 amino acids. The transcript is spliced from 6 exons.
AUAUACAACUUUAUUUAUACAAUUUUAAAGUAGUCGUUUUUCUACUAAGCGAAUGACUAUAGUUUUUUUAAAUAAUGAUUUUAUGUUAAAAGAAUCACGCUGUAUGUAUAAAAUGUUAGAGCGACAAUCACUGCAUUUACCAGUAGUAUCGGCAGUCAAUAUUUAACUCUCGUCCAAAGCACUUGGAUACCAGCACGUAGGUAAAUUUAAUCUACGCUUGCAGAACAAUUUCGUAGGACAUCAAACUGAAGAAUACAAUUGAUCGGUAUAAUUAUGUCUAGUGACACCGGCCCGACUAGUUUGUAUACUAAGUUCUAUAUAAUAUUUCAGAUUGUUGGAUUAACACUAAUAUAUUGUGUGUACUAUUGGAUUGUUCAAUAUCGAGGAGGAUUUAGUUUCACUGAACCUAAAAUAAUAUUCAAUUGGCAUCCAUUACUGAUGACAAUUGCAUUCAUUUAUUUACUGGCAAAUUCUAUUCUUCAUUAUCGUUCAUUUCAGAAUAAUACCAAACGAAAAUUAAAAAACCAACAUGCACUUAUUCAUGGUUGUAUACUAAUCCUUAUCUUAAUUGCUGCAUUUGCUGCAUUUGUUUCACACCAAUAUGCUAAACCUCAAAUUCCUCAUUUGUAUUCUUUGCACAGUUGGUUAGGAGUUAUGACUGUCGUAUUGUUUUUAUCCCAGCUAAUUAGUGGAUUCUGGUGUUUCUUGUAUCCGGGAGUAGCUGCACGACACAGAGAAACUUUGGCACCUUAUCACGUGUUCUUCGGCAUUUCCAACUUCGUAUUGGCAGUUGCGACUGCCAUACUAGGAUUCAGUGAAAAAAUAAUUUUUGUUUUGGAUAAACAAUAUAAACUGUUCCCGGCAGAAGGUGUGCUUGGAAACGUUUUAGGUAUUCUUUUUGCGUUCUACUGUAUAUUAGUGGUUUAUAUGAUUACCAAACCUGAAUUCAAGAGACGCCCUAAACUAGAAUACGAGACUCUGCUUAAAUGAAGUUUUAGAAAAUGUAAGUUUUAAAGUUCUGUAUUUUGCCACUCAAGUGAAAUAUUUUACUAGAUGUCGACCAAAUUAAAAUAGAACAAAUCAAUAUUUUCCAUUUAUUCGAUUUAUACUAUUUUGAUACUUUUGUAGAUGUAUUUGCAAAUUGAAAUUAAUUAAUAUUUAAAUAUUCGUUCAGUAUUUGUCAUUAGAAAUGUUUUAUCUAAAUGCAAAAUUAGCUGAAGAAAUCUGUAAUUAGUAAUUAGGUAUUUAACCACCUACUACCUACUAAUUAAUAAAUAUAUUAUAUCAGUUAGUGGCGCACACAGAUAUUUUCAAUGUGAAGAGUUACCUAUACAUUAAAAAAGUAUAUAUAUCAAAAUAUUUUUUAAUUGUAUUCAUUUUUAAUUUCUAUACGUAUAGUAAAAUAAAUACCAUGGGAGGGUGCUAAUACUUAUAAUCUGUAAUAAAACUAAAAAUAAUUGAUGUUGUAUAGUUUAUUGUUAACGAAGUUCUACAGUAUAUUAUAUUAUUUAUAAUUGUUACUUUUGACCAUGACUCAGCUAUAAAUUAUUAUAAGUAAUAAUAU